This is a messenger RNA of Penicillium riverlandense, 1518 nucleotides long. Its product is annotated as OSTA/TMEM184 family protein. The transcript has 6 exons. Gene Ontology annotation, biological process: transport. The record is from RefSeq and is a predicted model, not a curated record. Lineage: Eukaryota; Fungi; Ascomycota; Eurotiomycetes; Eurotiales; Aspergillaceae. Gene Ontology annotation, molecular function: transporter activity. Bases 1 to 1518 code for a protein of 505 amino acids.
AUGGGGAGCUGGACGGUGUGUAAUGCCACCUUGGAGAAUGCGACCAUCAACGAAGCCCCUCUGUGGGAUGGCGGCAUCACCUUCCACCGUCUCAGCGAGCUCGUCGGCGCUGUGUUCGCCGUCGUCGCCUGCGCCGUGUCGUUCUUCCUGAUCAUGGGCCAUGCAACCCACUACAGCAAGCCGGAAGAACAACGACACAUCAUCCGCAUCUUGUUCAUGGUCCCCAUCUACUCCCUCGUCGCAUGGCUCAGCAUCUAUUUCUACCACUACGCCGUCUAUUUCGAGGUCAUCGGCGACUGCUACGAAGCCUUUUGUAUCUCCGCCUUCUUCGCCCUCAUGUGCCACUACAUCGCCCCCGACCUACACAGCCAGAAGGAUUAUUUCCGUGGAGUGCAGCCAAAGCCGUGGCUUCUCCCAGUGAGUUGGUUCAGCGCCUGUUGUGGCGGACAACGCGGGAUCUGGCGGAAUGCUCGGAACGGGCUGACUUGGUUCAAUAUUAUCUGGGUCGGCGUUUUCCAAUAUUGUUUUAUGCGCGUCUUGAUGACCAUUGUUGCGGUGGCCAGCGAGGCGGGUGACCGUUACUGCCAGGACUCUCUCAGCCCGGCCUUUGCGCACGUUUGGGUCGUGACCUUUGAGGCGAUCUCUGUCUCAAUUGCGAUGUACUGCCUGAUCCAAUUCUACCACCAAGUGAGCAAGGAUAUCAAGGAGCACCGGCCCUUCCUCAAGAUCCUCUCCAUCAAGCUGGUUAUUUUCCUUUCCUUCUGGCAAUUGAUCUUUAUCGACUUGCUCGUCUCGGCAGGCGCUAUCAAGGGGACUAAAAGGAUUCAGCUCCCAGACCUCAAAUAUGCAUUACCCGAGCUACUGAUCAACAUCGAGAUGGCGUUUUUCGGCGUCCUGCACCUCUGGGCUUUCUCCUUUCGGCAAUACGCCACCAACCCAGCGGGUGAGGUGAGCGAUUACUACGGCAACGGCAAAGUGUCCUACGAGGGUGGCAAGUUCGGCGUCAAAGCGCUAAUAGAUGCAAUGAACCCAUUCGACCUCAUCGCAGCUAUCGGCCGCGGCUUCCGUUGGCUCUUCGUCGGCCGCAAGAACCGCAAGCUGGACCCCAGUUACCGCCGGCCCCACGAGACCAUCGAUGAACCAACAGAGCUCAGCACUGCCUACGAGGGCGCCGGCACUGACAUGCCUGGCGGCCGCACUGGCCGCUACGGAUCCGCGCCAGACGAGGAGGGCGAGAUCCUUCUUUCUCACGCGCAGCCCAACCCCGAAGGCGACCACUUGGGUGCUUCCUCGUACCCCUACGAACUUGACGCCGGGCUCCACGACCUCUCUGGCCGCUACUACGGUCAGGGCGCCUCGCCUUACGACGAAUCCGAACCCCACAAUCCGGAGUAUCCGGGCACAGCGACGAACCCUUAUCCAGAUGACGGGCCCCUACGCGAACAAGCCCCCAUGCCUAUUCCAGAUCCCUACCGGCCGCCAGCUCCAUAUCCGGAGAACGAGAACCGCCAGUCAUGA